AUGGAAAGCUACGUAUGUAGAUCAACUCAUCCUGGGUCCCUUCCUCCCUAUUCAAACCUAAAUACACCUGGAGCCUAUGCAAAUCAGGCUAUUCAAUUUACUCAUGUAUCGAAACAUACUCUUGAUCUUUUUAGUUCCAAGAAUACAAAUGAAUUUGAUAAAGCAUAUUCUUUCAGAAUUAAAUCAUCAAUUAACAAAGAAAGAGUGUUUCGUCUACACUACUUUCCAAAACAUGGAAUCGAAGGGUUCCGUAAACUAAUUGAUGAAAAGAUCCAAUACACUACUCAAAGUUUAAGCUCUACUCCUUUCGCUAUCGGUUAUUUUGAUCAGUAUAAAGAUUUGAUAACUAUCAGCAUUGAUCAAGACCUUUUAGGAUGUGUCCAUUGGAACAACUUGCUGUUUCCUAACAGAAUUCGUGCUAUUCAGUUGAUUGUCUAUGAUAUUAAAAAUCAUUCUUCAGUAGUUGAACAGUUCAAAAGAGAAGAAAUGCUCAAGCGUGCUAUUAUUUGUUGUUCAGUUGUACUUCCAAAACUAGUAAAACCACUAAAACUGGUUUUACUAGUUUUACUAGUUUGCUCGAUCCUUGGAAUGUGUGCUCAGUUCUUAUUUAGUUAA
Molecule: messenger RNA, 615 nt
Organism: Dujonia railenensis
Lineage: Eukaryota; Fungi; Ascomycota; Pichiomycetes; Serinales; Debaryomycetaceae
Source: the annotation of a GenBank genome assembly